AUGUCAGGAGAAAAAGAGAACAGUAAGCAAUGGAAAACAAUACCAUUAGACUCCAUAUCAGAAGAAAAAUUACAAGAUCGUUACAAUUUGAUAUUAUCAAUUAAAGAAUACGCAAAAAAGGAUGAAUUUAUAAAAACUUUCCUACAAAAAAUAUCAGCUGCGAAAGACGCAGAAGCAAAAAUAUUGAAAGCUUUAUACUUGUUAUCAAUCCCACCUUCAUAUUCAUACAAACAUACUUACGAAUAUGCAUUAUCAAUUUUAGAAGAAACCAAUAAAUUCCAUGAUAAAAUUAAAUUCAACUUUGCAUUCCAACUUGUUGAGGCUGCAUCACAUUUGAAUAAAGCUGAAGAAUUAUAUGAAAAUCCAAAACUUAAAACAAUUCUUAAUGAAAAGGAACCACAUAUGUACGCUGUACUACACUUAGCAUUAUGCAUCGCAUCUAAUCAUCCUACUAGAGAUACAUAUACUCUUCCAAAAGAUUUAAGAAUUUCAGCUUUAAUACUCUUCUACAUGGGCAAAAACGGACUCUAUCUUUCAGAAUUCGAUGUGGCUGCCCAAUAUUUCAUGCAAACAAUUCACUAUGCCCGCGAUUCUUAUGAUAUCAAAAAAUCUGCGAAUAAUUACUUAUCUCUUUCCUUAUUCUUAGCAGGAGAUUCUAAGAGAUCAUUUGACACCCUCUGUGCCAAAGAUGUUGCAACAGAUCAAGAAUUUUUACAAUUUUGGGAAUUCGACCACAAUGUUGCCAGUUUGAAAAUUCCAAAAGAAGCUUCCUUUUUAGCUGAACCUAUCAGACACCAAUACUCUAUUAGAGUUCUUCGUGAUUUUGCUCAAACAUGUAAAUCUGUUCAAAUCGUAUAUAUUUCUGAUGUUCUUGGUAAAUACACCGACAGUGCAAUUCAUGCCCUUACAAAUUCCGGUGAAUUUGAAAUUAUAACUGAUGAAGAUGGAAAUAUCGACUUCAUCGAGUUGGACAUUUCACAAAUAGUAGAAGAAAGGAAGAAGGAAGUUAUUGAAUUGUCAAAGAAAGCUCCUGAUAUGUUCGUUUCUAAAUAA
Trichomonas vaginalis G3 is the source of this 1053-nucleotide messenger RNA. RefSeq lists its product as uncharacterized. The coding region runs from base 1 to 1053 and encodes 350 amino acids. The record is from RefSeq and is a predicted model, not a curated record. The transcript has a single exon. NCBI's taxonomy places the organism in Eukaryota, Parabasalia, Trichomonadida, Trichomonadidae.